Molecule: messenger RNA, 939 nt
Organism: Sorghum bicolor (sorghum)
Lineage: Eukaryota; Viridiplantae; Streptophyta; Magnoliopsida; Poales; Poaceae
Product: iron-sulfur assembly protein IscA-like 1, mitochondrial
Exons: 4
Coding region: 254-646 (130 amino acids)
Biological process (GO): iron-sulfur cluster assembly
Cellular component (GO): mitochondrion; cytoplasm
Molecular function (GO): 2 iron, 2 sulfur cluster binding
Source: RefSeq, a predicted model, not a curated record
GCGUCUGUCUUCCAGACGCCUCCAAUCCGGGCUCCCCAGCGUCUCGGAGAAGAGAAGCAUCACGGCACGGCGGCGGUGGCGAGGAAGGCUCCCAUCCCAAUCCCAACCCAAAUAGCAGCCGCCCAAAGAGGAGGAGCUCCAAUCGUCGCGCGGGCGUCCGUCGUCCCUCCAUUCAUCGAUCCAAUCUGCAGGACCCUGCAUCGCGGCUUCUUCGUGGAGGAGAGGUUGCUGUGGAACCCGCCGCCAGUUAGCCAUGUCGUCCUCCGUGCUGAGGGCCGCGGCCGACAGGGCCAUCCGCAGGCAGGCCCUCACGCUGACGGACACCGCGGCGUCCAGGAUCCGGCAGCUCCUUAGCCUCAGGCAGCGGCCAUACCUGCGGCUCGGCGUCAAAGCGCGAGGCUGCAACGGCCUCUCCUACACGCUCAACUAUGCCGAUGAAAAGGGGAAGUUUGAUGAGCUUGUCGAGGAGAAAGGAGUCAAAGUAUUGAUCGACCCCAAGGCUUUGAUGCAUGUUAUAGGCACCAAGAUGGACUAUGUUGAUGAUCCAUUAAAGUCUGAGUUUGUGUUCAUAAACCCAAAUUCCAAAGGGGAGUGUGGCUGCGGUGAAUCUUUCAUGACUACAGGCAGCAAAGGGUCGACGUCAUGAGGCGUUUUUCAGUGUAAAUGCAUAGCGAAGUGUCUGCAGGCUCCAGCUACAGGUUUUCUUGCAUCUGUUGCGUCGCAGUUCAUCAUAAUAUAACACAGCAGUGGGUUCGUACUGGAUAUGCAACUAACUCACAUGUACUUCUAAAUUUCACCUCAAAUGUUGUUAUUACAUGGUCUGAUUAUCCAUGUUCUGUAUAUUUGAUCACUCACGAUUUUAAGACCUCAAAUUUGUAUGAAGCUUGGGCUCCUGUGUUUGCCGCAGUUCGUUGGGAAAUUAAGGCCCGAUUGGUUUUC